AUGGCAUUCUGGGCGGCCUGCAGCACCCCGCUGUGCUUGGAGGUAAAUCAAGGCGCGGCAAGGCGCGGCCGCCUUUGCGCAGCAGCCUUGGCGCUCAUGUCGUCCGCCUCGGUGACUCCCGCAGCCUUCCUCCGCGUGGGCGACGCCAUCUUCCUCGUAUCCGUCGACUCCUCCGAGGGCGAGGGCGGCUUCGUGUCGGCGCGUCGUGGCCAGCUCGGGGUCUGCAGCUCGCCGACGCCGCCCGCCUCCUUUUCGCAUGAGUCCGUCUUCGUCGUCAAGCCGCAGCAGAACUAUGUCGCGGCGAGGAAGCUCAAGGCCAUGCUCGAGCAAGAGAACAAGACCGCCGAGCAGAUGGCGGCAGACCCGGCGCUGAUGGCCGCGCAGGCUGCGGUGGAGAGGGAGGAGGAGAUGAACCGAGCCUCCUUCUCGCGCAUCGCCGGCCGCGAGGUGCGGUACGGCCAGGUGGUGCAGCUGCACCACGCCGUGACGGACGUCCCCGUUGCCGUCGGGCGGCAGGCCGCCCUCCUCAACCGCGAGGGCCGCCGCGUGGUGGAGAGCGAGGCCGCGGGCGAUGCGGCGUGGUUCCGUGUGAUGCCUCGGCUGAGGAUCCAGUCCGAGGGCGAGCGGGUGCGGCUCGGCGACCCGAUCGUGCUUGAGCACGUGCAGACCUCGCUGCGGCUCCGCGUCGAGCGCGCCGGUCGCAUGCCCGACGGGAGGCGCGAGGUGUCGGCCACGCUCGAGAAGGCGGCGCUGCGCGUGUCGCUUUACCGGCCGCACGGCGGCGCGGGCGAGGAUGCGGACGCGCCGCGGCCGCUCUUUGGCGGGGAGGCGGUGCGGCUCGUGUACGAGGAGGAGGAUGGCUUCCUCGCCGCCAUCGCCUCCGACCUGAUCCUCAAGGACCUCGGCGGCAGGCUG
Emiliania huxleyi CCMP1516 is the source of this 915-nucleotide messenger RNA. RefSeq lists its product as hypothetical. The annotation marks the transcript as partial. The transcript has 2 exons. Gene Ontology annotation, biological process: calcium ion transport. Lineage: Eukaryota; Haptophyta; Isochrysidales; Noelaerhabdaceae. The record is from RefSeq and is a predicted model, not a curated record.